Molecule: messenger RNA, 2061 nt
Organism: Mycena citricolor
Lineage: Eukaryota; Fungi; Basidiomycota; Agaricomycetes; Agaricales; Mycenaceae
Source: the annotation of a GenBank genome assembly
AUGCAGCCUUCGCCGUUCACCCCCAAACUUGGGACCAACUAUGCCCCCAGCGACAGCGAAGUUGAACAGCUCAAGCAGUUGAUGUCGGGCCCGCAGCAGCGCAUUUCGAACGUCGAUUCCGAGCUCGCAGCCCUACGUCAGUCCAUGGAGAAAUUGGAAGGAGAGAAACGACAAUUGAGCGCCUACGUCGACGCACACUCCGCGCUCAUCUCACCCGUGCGCCGUCUCCCCGUGGAUGUCAUCCGGGAAAUAUUCCUUGCGUGCCUACCGACUGCGCGCAACUGCGUUAUGUCCACGACGGAGGCCCCGCUGCUCCUUGGACGCGUGUGCAGCUCGUGGCGCGACAUCUCUCUCUCCACCCCGCGCCUGUGGUCCAAACUGCACAUCGUGCACCCCACCAGCGUGUCGUAUCACAACUAUGGUGGCGCCCCCGACCUCUCGAAGGACCGCGCCCGGCUUGCCAAACGCAUUCAUGCUACGAAGAUAUGGCUCGGACGUGCCGGAGAGUGCCCGCUUUCUAUCUCGUACGACGUCGACCAUGCCUGCAUGUCCCCAGCCGCGAUCAUCGACCUGCUCGUCCUCUACGCCUACCGGUGGCACACGAUCGACAUGCUCAUCACGAGUGAAGGCGUUGCGCGGCUGAUGGAGCUCACUGAGCAGGAUGUGCCGAUGCUGACGAGUGUGACGCUGAAGCCAAUCAUGGCCACUGCUUCGCCUCCAAUGUUGCUAGGGCCUAACCAGUUCCUCAACUUCAAUGUUGGGCCCCCGGUUGCAGCCGGUCCCGGCCCCGGACCCAUAUUCAACCUUGUGCCUGCUCCUGGUCAAGGUCCUGUCCCCGCUCCACCCGCCCCACCUCCUCCGCCAGGACCGGCUGCCGGCGGUGUUAACGCAGCAGCUGUUCAGGCAGCAGCAGCUUUCAACGGGUUAAUCAAUUGGGGAGCCCCUGCUAAUCAACGUGCCUCGCCUCCUGAUUGGACACAACUGCGUUUACUUCACGGCGCGCGUGUCAGACGAUUCGGAAUCUCAAGCAGCAGCGUCGUUCCUUUCGGACUUCCGCUUCGGUGGGAACAACUGACGUCGCUAAGUGUGUUGUCUCCCGGACGUGUGUCGGCUGCCUUCAAUCUCAUGGCUAUCGGCUCGACGACCGAUCUUCCCGAACCGAAUGCCAACUUGAUUUUGCGGACGUUAGCAGAAUGCCCUCAGCUACGACACUGCAAGUUGACUGUACGGGAUGUGGAUGAAACACUGUUCGAUGGGGAGAUCUACAUGCCACACCUACAGACUCUUGAACUGCACUUUUAUCGCACGUCCAUUGUCACUGAUCCGUUCCGGCUCUUGCGGCAUCUUUCUGCCCCUAAUCUUCGCUCUUUUGCCAUUCGCAGUAGCUCUUCAAGCGCCUUUCAAGACCCUAGCGCUCCGGGGAAGACGAUUGCCAAAUCAGUGCUUCAGUUACUAGCAGGAACUCCUGUGCUCGAGCAAGCUCACUUCUUCGCUGAGAUUCCUGCGUCGGGGGUACAAUCUCUACUCCAUGCGCUUCCCGCGACUGUCACCAAUUUGAUUCUGCAUGACAUGUCACACACACUGGCUUUCCAGCAAGCCCAGCCGGCUACGACGGGUCCAGCUCUUCCCUCGAUGCCGGCCAUCGUCUUCCAGGAGCUGAUCUCUGACGGGGACCCCAGCCUCAACAUUCUCCCCUCCCUCUCGUUCUUGUCCGUGAGCACCUUUGACAUGGCUCCCGAUCUGCUCCUUCAGAAGUGCAUCCUCUCGCGCGCGGGACACGGCCUCCGGCAGGUCUUUGGCCGGUUCGGUCGGCCACUCGCGUACAACAUUGCUACGCUGCCAGAGAUGAAGCCGUUCGUCCAGUCAGGAUCGCUGAAGCUCAUGUUCGAAUACGUGCCGGACAAUAUGGCUGCGAUGGAGGACUCGCCGUGGCGUGGAUUGCCCGAUGCACCGGCGCCCAAAGGUCAUCCGCACCAUCAUCACCAUCACCAUUCGCAGCCCCAUCUCCAUUCGUACGAUAUGGAAGAAGGCGAGGAGGACUGGAUCGAUCCGUCCGUUUGA